Molecule: messenger RNA, 2129 nt
Organism: Malaclemys terrapin pileata
Lineage: Eukaryota; Metazoa; Chordata; Testudines; Emydidae
Product: histo-blood group ABO system transferase 1-like
Exons: 7
Coding region: 419-1324 (301 amino acids)
Biological process (GO): carbohydrate metabolic process
Cellular component (GO): vesicle; membrane; Golgi apparatus
Molecular function (GO): hexosyltransferase activity
Source: RefSeq, a predicted model, not a curated record
GGCACAGGCUGGGAGCUGCUGCAUGGCAGUGCUGGCCUAGGGUACAUUUUAACUGACCCCUUUUUCAGAUUAUUUUAUUUCCCUGCUGGUCGAAGAAUUCGUUCUCUGACUGUUUGCAGUCAGAGCUCAAUCUGGUGUGUGUCUGCUGUCAAAAGGCGAUUUUUGCCAAGGAGUUAUGCUGAGGGAAAAGGUGAAAGAGGAAGUGAGCUCACACCAUAAGGAGAGAUUGUGAUUAACCUGGUUAGCUGUUGCAGUUACACCCUCUAAAACAAGGCCGAGAAAGGAAGAAACAGCAUCUGCUGCUGGCUUGCACCUUCUAAAUUCUGCCAGGGAAUCUGGUAUAUCAGACAUCAUCCGGACCUCAUGCCAGUCCAUAGGACAAGGUCAGCUCCCAGACUGCUGCACUGGGCAGCACCGUAUGGGGAGGAGACAAGCUGAUCUGGAUGAAACCUUCUCGGUGCUUCCACGAAUGUCAUAUCCUCAGCCAUUUGUGGACAGGCCUCAGAGAACUGAUGUCUUGCUGAUGUCCCCGUGGCUGGCUCCCAUCGUGUGGGAAGGCACCUUCAACAGAGACAUCCUGAAUGCCCAGUACAGACAAAAAAAUUCCGUUGUCGGGGUGGCCACAUUUGCAGUUAAAAAAUAUGUCCGGUUCAUAGAAGGGUUUCUUGGCUCCGCAAACAAAUUCUUCCUCUCCGGGCACAGGGUCAACUUCUAUCUCUUCACUGACCACCCAGAGAAAGUCCCAUCUAUGAAGCUGGCCCCUGAGAAGCGUCUCUUCAUCAUCCCUGUCCAGAACUACCCACGGUGGCAGGACAUUUCCAUGAACCGCAUGGACAUCAUUAGCAGCCACAUCCGCAGUUGCUGGCGCUACGAAGUAGACUAUCUUUACUCCAUGGACAUCGACGUCCAGCUAUUCGAGCACAUUGGGGUGGAGAUCAUCGACACACUUGUGGGGACCAUCAGCUCCUGGCAAUACACCGAACCCCGGGAGAACAACUCAUAUGAGAGGCGGCAGGAGUCGCGAGCUGCCAUCCCCAGUGGGGAAGGGGAUUUCUACUAUGCGGCCAGCUUCUACGGAGGGAGCGUGUCUGAGGUCUACAAGUUGACCACAGCUUGCUACAAAGGGAUCAUGGAGGACAGAGCUAGUGGCAUUGAAGCCAAGUGGCAUGAGGAAAGCCACCUGAAUAAAUACCUCCUGUACCACAAGCCGACACGCCUGCUGUCCCCAGAGUACUACUGGGAUGAGGAGCUGAUCAGACCUCGCAUUGUCAAGGUUAAGAGGUUGUCCUCAGUGCACAAGGAUCUGAAAGAAGUCAGGUUCUGAAGGAAGGAAGAGAAAGAGAUGGAUGGUUGGAUGCUCUGACAGAUAUGGCAAUCUCCUGCAAUUCCCUUGAAAAAAGUCUCAUUGAAUGAAGUUUAAGUAUCUUUGGAGUCUGUUUUAUUAAAUGCAAAAGUCAUGUGACUUCUGGGAUGGGGGUGGCUGCAUAGCUUUACUACUCUCUUCCCCACCUCCUAAAAUUCACAGCCAUCAGCAGCUGAAUCAUUUUUCUUUGUGUUUUUCCCCCAUCAUAUUAGACAUUAUUCAGAAACUCUUUUCUUUUAAUUUGAUACCAUUAUGUAUGCCCCAUCAUUGCCAGCUUUUCUCCAAAAUCCUAACAAAACAGAGAACUUUCCCACAGUCAAGAUGGCCGAUAAGGGAGAGGUUGCCCCUCUGAGACUAGAUGAAAUUAUGGACUGGCUAAAACAAAUUUCAAAAGGGCAGACUAUCCUUAGGGGGAAAAAUAGAAAGAGGAUGGUUGCAUGGUACUAUAGAUUUCAUAUGCCUAGAGCUGUCCCUCUUUGCUCCCAGUGCUAUGUGAAAGAGAUAGAGACAGCUUCCCUGCCAUCAUGUUUCUACCCUGAACCUUCUUUUUCUAUGGAGAAUAAAAGAUAAGGAAGAUACUGGGGCUGGGUUCUCCUUCACUUUAACACCAGUGUCACUAUACUGACUGCGGUGGAAUCACUCUGGGAUUAUACCAAUAUCAAAGCAGAAUCAGACCUGCAGUGCAUAGUGAUGAUGUGCCAGAUAUGGAAGCUUCUUGCAAUAUCUUUGAUAUACCUUGUUGUAUUAAAUGUACAGAUUAUUGUGG